GCGCCUUUCGACUCGCUGGAAUUUAGAGGCUGGCGCCUCCACGUGAUUAGCCAGUCCGCUCCCUGGCUAGAGACUCCUGUUGCAUCUCCCUUGUCAGACCUUCUCAAAUCGUUCGUCGCUGGUGGGCCGCUGGCGCACCUCAGCCUCGUCUCUCCAAUCGUCGCCGUGCGCUCGACUUACAUCCUCCCUACAGCGUCGAGCGCUGUCUCGCCAGGCUUUUUGGCGCGGGCCGUCUGGCUAGCAGCAACACCAGCAGCAGCUUCUGUGCCGGAAAGCUGGCUCGCCCUCCUCAGCUUCAAAGGCAACUCACUCUGCGCAUUAACCCAUCUCAUUCAAGCCAAUGCCGAGGUCACGCAGAGGAGCCGCAAAGAAGUCCAAGAAUCGCAAACCGCCCGCUGACCAGGACCUAGGCUGGUACACCAUCAGGCGUAUCCUUGAUGAAAAGACCGUGAGAGGCCGUGUUCAAUAUUUUGUCGAAUGGGACGAUAACGCCGUCACCGGACAAGUAUAUGAUCCUACCUGGAGCUCUGAAGUCACAGCUUUGGCCCUACAGGAAUGGGAACGGGUCAAAGCUCAGCGUCUUCAAAAGGACCGCCAGGAACAACAGCUCAUUGACCAGCAGCUUGAACAGCAGCUUCAGCCAGAACCAGGAUCAGACUCAGAGCCUGAGUCAGGCCUGAAGGAACGGCAAGGCCAGCAGUUACCAGUGCAGCUGCCAAACCACCAGGGACAGAAAGUACAACAGGAAUCCACGUUAGAUCAAGAGAGUGACGCGAGCCAACCGCCGCGACCUGCUCACCGGCGUCGCCCAGUGAAGGUCAACGCAUCACAGCAGAAGCGCCAACGCUCACCCUCUGUAGCUUCAUCUUCUUCCGACUCAUCUUCUACCCGCCCUCAUAAAGUUAUUAGAAGCGACACCUGCGGAUCUUUGUGCGACGAGCCCGGACCGUCUCUUGUCUCUUCGCCUUCAAUCUCUACCCCCUCCGAAUUUCCAGACCUACCUGACGCAGACAUCUCAGGAUAUCGCACACGAGCUACUUCCGCUCUGGUAGUGGAGAUUCCCAAGAACUCAAAUAUCAACCGGGCUGAUUAUCUGAGUGUUCUUGGCUCGCAAUCGAGUAGCAAAUCCUCACAGUCGCUUGCCGAACUUGAGAGCGAGGAUAGUCGUGUCUCCAUUGUACCAAACAAUCAAAGAACCGUUCCGGGCUCCCAGGAAGGUACAAAUCCAUCCUGGACUCAAAUCCAUAUUCCAAGGGAAUUGCUACAGUUAUCUCCUAGGUUAAUCGAAUCUCAGCCUCGAGACUGUUCACCCGAGUCAAGUUCUCGUGUCAUUCCAGAUUCCCUUGAAGAUCCUUCGACGACGACAUCCCAGCUGUCUGGUAAGGCAACUGAGAGGAAAGCAUCUGAGAAUUUCAUUCAAACGCUUCAUGAUACUGUUGGCUCAGACAUCCCUUCUCAUCAGCCUGACCGACCAGGAGACAUCCCAGAAGCAAACAGCCCUGCUCUAUCUCCAUCUCUAUCACACGGCACACCUGCCGCGUGCGCAUCGCAAGCCGUAAUAUCAUCGGGGUCAUCUGUACUUGUCUUCACACAAUCAGACGCAAGCCCAAGGUUUCUUACCCAACCACCAAUCUCACUUGCCUUGGAGCACCUAGAGAACUCUUUAACUAGCCGAAUCUUCGAAUCACCUGCUCAUCCUGUCGCAGAGAUUGUAUCUACCAUCAGCUCUAGCACUCCAUCUGCGUCAGACCCAAGGGCAUCUCAAGCUGCUCAAAUAGUUUCUCGCAACUUUGAAAUACCGUCUCAGCCUCUUACAGAAGGCGAGUCUUUGAGAAGUCUGCCCCAAUCCCAAAUCACACCCCAUCAGCCCAUCAACGCGGGGGAUCAAAGCCUUGUCUCGACUUCAGCUUGCCAAUCAAAGACUGCCAAGUCUCCGCCGCCACUAUUAGUACCAGAAAUCAGCCGCCUAGCAGCGGUUGCAAUUCCACAGAUUAAGCCACUCACCCCCCUAAAUUCUUUCAAAGUCCGCAAGAUGGAGAACGAAACUCCCGAGCAAGCUUCCGAAAGGAUACAGCGCAGAUUAGAUGCAGAGCUCUCUGCAAUUUUUCGCCUAGAUGAGUUUGACGUCGGGGCUACUACUGCAUCAUACAAUGUCGAUCAACCAGAAUCGCAUCAGACGCAACCUAAUCAGCCUUCAACGGGAGCGUUAGAAGAGCAUGUUACGCCAGUCAAGGAAGGCACAAGGAACACUCAUGCUGAGCUACCUGUGCACUCGUCUGAACUACCCCUUGGUGUGGGACCGCUUCCUAUUAAAGAAAAGGCGCCUUCUGAGAAUGUAGAAGCAGCAGCCGAGGGGACAGCACACGAUAAGGACAGUACUCCUGUUAUAGCAUCUAGAUCACGGCCCCCAAUUCCCCGAAGAUCCGUUGCCGAAGAAUUGGCCGAUAUAUUUAGCCCAGUCUUUGGCGGAUCUGGGUCGGGGCAACCGCAGUCUAUCGCCGAAUCUGUACAGGCAGAACCCAUAGAAGCAGAGCAAACUACAGUCUCCCUUGCGGACAUAAGUCGCCAACCGGAACCGGCUUACAAAGACAUCCCUCUGCUAUCUUUCACUCAUCCCAGUGAACCUCUCAUGCAGGAGCCUUCCUCAGAUCCGAUACAUUCUGAGCAGGUUCAUAGCGAACACAGCCCUACCGAAUCAUCGGCAUCUCCUCCUGCAGCACAGCCUUCGCCAGCUACGCUUCAACACUAUACAGUGACACUCCCAUUCCAAGCAAGCCUUCGCCAGAGGUAUAACAACAUAAUAGUUGAGUACAGGGUCCCUUUCUUGGAGUUUAACAGGUGUUUCAGCGGUGAAGACUACUCAGAGCCGGAUCCAUCGCUAGUUAAUCGUAUCAACGAGCUAUUCAAUAACUUGUUGAACGUGUGUGAUUACCCUGAGAACAUUGUGGGAAGCGACCUUGAAAUGCUACCUCCAGGACAGCAAGCUAAAUAUUGCUGCGAUGCUAACCCAAAGUUCAACUUCAUAUUUGAACUCUUGGGUGGAAUUGAGGAUCAUUCCAACAUUCUAAUCGUCGCUCGCUCACCAGAACUCCUUCGGCUCCUUUCUCACUUGGCUGAGUCCCUCAAGAUGCAAUUCAGUUGUGAAGCCAUUGGCAGAUCAGAUCUCUCGUCUGGUGGCUCAAGUUCUAGACUCGUCCUAGCGCUGCCAACUGAAGACAUUGAUACUCGAGAUUUUGAUGUCGUGAUCGGAUACGACCACUCUUUUAGGCACUCUUCUGUCGCACAAGGGCUAUCGAGAAGCCCUAGUACCAAUAGACGACAGCUUGUCUUGGUCCUGGUUACAACUCAUUCAAUUGAGCAUCUCGAUCUCCACAUACCAGAUGAUUUGCCUCCAAUAGAGCGAAAAAGCGUCUUAGUCUCAGCGAUCGUACGCGCUUGGAAUCUGGUGGAGAGUCCUAACCACGGCUACCAAGAACCACAUGAGAUUGCUUCUCUGUUCAUAGAAUUCCUAGCAAGCGAUCAAGAUACGCCGAUGUGGGAUCCAAUACCUGUCCCAGAGGCCAUCCUUGACGUUUAUGUACAUUCUCAGUCACAGUCACAGAUGCCACCAACAGUCUCACAGCAAGAACGGGAAACUGGUCGAAAACGCAAACAUAAUGACUUUGAUGACUUUGACAACAAGAGACCACGAGUACUCUCUAUUGGGCAAAUGGUUUCUUCAAUUGGAACGGGCAUGCCUCCUUUAUCUGACGAAGUAAAAGCUUUAUUAGAAAGCGCCACACCAAAAGAGGAUACCUCUCGCCCAGAGGUACUGGUUAAUGUUCCCCAAGCAGUCUUGCAAAUCUUGGCAGAAAAGUUUGCCGAGUAUGAACGUCGCAUAGAAACAAUCGAUCACGAGGCAGAAUAUCAAGCAGUCAUUUCAGGUCUUGAAAAGCGGCUUAAAGAUUACGAGAGAACGGCGCACAAGAUGUACGAGUCACAGCGUGCUGCACUGCAAGAUCGUUCUCGAUUCGAGGCUGAGAAGCGUAAAAUUGAAACUGCCAUGCAGUCUGCGGCAAAUCAGUCCGAGAGAGAAGCCGAAAAAGCAAAGAAGAGGAUUCUAGAGUUGGAGGCUACUGUGGCACGGCUUACAGAAGACCCCAAUACCUCUGAUCCAAAGGAUACACCUUUGGCGAAAUCCGAAAGCCUCUUACACGAAGCACAGGCUAAGGUUGCUGUCCUUGAGAAGCGCCUAGAAAACGCCCACAAGGACGCAGACUAUAUUCGAAGCUUGUAUCAAGACGCAGCCGAUACGGCUUCUGGAUUGAAAUCAGAAAACAACCAGCUGAGAAGCCAGAACGAGGACCUAGGUAAAAAGGCUUCCGAGAACUUUGCUCAAAUCCAUGAAAUCCAGGAGCGAAAUACUACCAAGUUGUAUCUUGAGCAGAUUACAGAGCUCAAGUUUCAAAUCAAAGAGCGAGAGAUAGAAUUAGAUCGUGCUCGUGAGGAGCUACGACAGCUCAAGAACGGGCGGCGGGAGACUCGACAGUCUAGCGUACCUCGGAGUCCACGCAUGGGUAUGAUGAGUCCACGGACAAUUUCCCGAGCAUACGGAGGUCCAGCUAGCAGAGGGGCUAGCCCGGCUGCGGGAGCUGGCAUCGAAGGUAUGCAGUUUUAUGGCCAGCAGCCAGGAAAUGGCCGAUGGGAUCAUUUAAGAGGAUAGUGAGGACUAGAGGUGGGGGUAUGUUUGUGACAUCUAACUGCGAUUGAGGACCAGAGUGGACAUGCAACUUAUGUCUUUUUUUUUCCUUCUUUUUCUUUUUUCAUGUUGAGUUGUUUGGUGCUUCGUUAGGUGCUUCGUUCGGUGCUUGGGGCUGGGGAAGAGAGCGUUGUAUCUCCAGGCUCUGUCUCUCUCUCUCUCUCUCUCUCUCUUUUGUUUUGUCUCUUUUUUUAUCUCGUCUUUUUAAGGGGUUCACCUUUUUCUUUGUCUUUCGUUUGCGUUUCAACAGGGUAUUGGUCAAAGGUAGCUUACCUCACUGCAGGGUUUAAGAUGGAUACAUACAUAAAAAUGGUAUAAAGGAAGGUUUGCUCAGGGCAUCAUCAUAUAAGAGCCAAUAUGCAGAUCUAUGUAGCACGCGCUAUUAACAAAUCAAUUUACAGAGUAUUGGGGUGUGAUAUUUACAGACCAAUCAAAAAAUACCACACAGUGGAGGGC
Messenger RNA from Trichoderma asperellum CBS 433.97, 5194 nucleotides. RefSeq lists its product as uncharacterized. The record is from RefSeq and is a predicted model, not a curated record. Lineage: Eukaryota; Fungi; Ascomycota; Sordariomycetes; Hypocreales; Hypocreaceae.